UUUAUAUAGCAGCAACAUUAUCAAGGUGGUGCUUUUAGGAACAUCCAGGGAGCAAGGACUUGUUCAAAUUUUGAAUGGAUUAAAUCAUAUAUAUGUGUGAUGGAGCCUCCACUUUCCUGUAUAUCUGGAUGCUUUGUGACCUUUCUCCUCCUACAGAUGGUGCUCACCUCUGAGCAGUUCACUGUGCAUACCUCCAGGAGCCUCCAGGUGGUCCUGGUAGGCGGGCACACUGAGCUCAGCUGCCAGCUUUCCCCACCAGAGAGUGCGGAACAUAUGCAGGUGGGCUGGUAUCGGGAUCACUACCAGCCAAUUUCCGUUUACAAGAAGGAGAAAAAACUCUCUGGAAAAAGCACUCAGAACUAUACAAAUCACACAGUGCUCCUGAAGGAUGCCCUGGGAGAGGGCAAAAUGACCCUCAGGAUCCAUAAUGUCAGUAUUACUGAUGAGGGGAAGUACCACUGUUUCUUUAAAGAUGGUGACAUCUCUGAAGAGGCCGUCGUGGAUCUGAAGGUAGCAGGAAACUAA
Messenger RNA from Myotis lucifugus (little brown bat), 525 nucleotides. Its product is annotated as selection and upkeep of intraepithelial T-cells protein 1-like. Lineage: Eukaryota; Metazoa; Chordata; Mammalia; Chiroptera; Vespertilionidae. The record is from RefSeq and is a predicted model, not a curated record. Gene Ontology annotation, molecular function: signaling receptor binding. Gene Ontology annotation, cellular component: external side of plasma membrane. Gene Ontology annotation, biological process: T cell receptor signaling pathway; regulation of cytokine production. The transcript is spliced from 4 exons. Bases 100 to 525 code for a protein of 141 amino acids.